ACUCCUUUUGUUCCUUCGUUUGAACCAGCAGAUCCUUCCUUUCUCAACUCAUUCAUGCAUCAUUGCAAACGAACAAGGCAAGAUGAUGAUGAUGGAGGACAACAGCACCACUAGUAAUGCAACUACAAAUGAACGAAGACGACCACUGAUGAAAGGUCUGAGCCCGGUUCGAAAACGGCUCCAUUUCCAGACGCCUCGCAGCAACAGUCAAAGCAAACGAUCUCUCAAGCGACGACUCCAGAUUCUCAUUGGUCUCUACUUUGUCCUCUGUGUCUCCUUGUCGGCGCUAUUGUUCACAUGGACGGUUGCCAAGACGGUCGAUCAUACGGAAAGUAGUAGUGGCGGUUUUGGGGGAACGACGUCAUUCUUGCGGAAUCCCUUUCGACGCGUCACCAUGAGUCGGAACAUGUUGCAAGUAUCACAAUCACAACAACAACAACAACAUGCACACCUACAGCUAGCAUCACAACAAGCAUUACAACAACAAAGGAGAGACGAUGACCUGUCGCUGAAUGUUCCGGAACAUUUGAGAAUACCCGACGAUGAACCGGUCGUGCACAUUAUCAACACUCGUUUCAUGCAACGCCAACCGCAUUUGAUCGAAUUGGGACUGGCGCGUCUCGAAUUGCUCCAGACCAUUUGUCUUCCCACGUUGCGACAACAAACGUCACUCAACUUUUUGUGGAUUCUACGGACGGAUCCAGAUUUGGCACAGCCCAUUCGACAAGGACUCCUACAGAUGAUUCACAAUGCUACUGCUUUGACGCCCCAUUUUCGGGUCGUCGUCUUGGAGUCGAAUACAAGUCCCGCCGGGUUUCGACGGCCCGAAGAGCUGGAGGCAUCCCAAGUGUGGACGCGCAAUCUCGGCUUGUACCAACAUUUUCAAGAAGCGGCACAAUCGCGGAUUGUCUUGGAGACCCGACUCGAUGCCGACGAUGGAUUGCACACGUACUUUGUUGAAAUGAUGCAAGAAGAAGCCGUACGGUACAUGAGCAAUGACAAGAAACAUGGCAAUUGGUUGGUAUGGUGUAUGGGAACACACGUCGAAUGGCAGUACGGAACACCCUGGGAAUCUAACAAUCUGCAAUUGGACAGUACGGGCGCCAUUACCAAUGUCACGGAACGGGCACAUCAAAACAAUGACUUGAUUCUCACCACGGAUCACGAUUACGGAAGUCUCUUGCCUGGAUUGACACGAGGCUGUAUUACACCUGGAUUGACCAAAGGAUAUGGACGCCACGUAGCAUUUGAAGAUAUCCCCGAAGCACAACAUCACUUGUUGCAUACGAGGAUGCGCCCGUGUGAUGACGACGAGAAUGCCAAAAAGCGACAACAUUGUUUAGUCAUUUGGAAACGGCUCAUUCCCUGUGCCAUUCGCGGUCGAACGCCCACCAGUGCCGGGAUGCAGUUUGUAUUAGGGCCCAAGCAUACAUCGUAUCUGAGUCCAGAAUCCGAAGCGGCCUUGGGAUUGCAAACUGUGCAACAAUUACACGACAAACAACCCAUGAUGUGGAACUCGGUCACACGACGAUUCCUCAUUAGCAAAGAGUCCAUUGCAAGACUGCGGGUGUUCUUGACGGAUCACUUGCGGGGGAUUGCACAAGACAAUUUGGAAGGACAAUGCACUCCGGGACAUUCGUGCAAGAAUUCGAGCAAAGUCAUCUUGACCGAGUUGCUCAAAGAGGCCAACAACAACAAUGCCACCACACAGCAAUAA
Molecule: messenger RNA, 1717 nt
Organism: Seminavis robusta
Lineage: Eukaryota; Bacillariophyta; Bacillariophyceae; Naviculales; Naviculaceae
Source: the annotation of a GenBank genome assembly